AUGGAGCUGUCCAGGCUGUGUGCUGUGUGUUGUGGUGUGCUGGGCCUGUUGAUUGUCCAGCUGGGUUUGCCUGUGAGCGCUGCGCAAAGCCCUGUGGCACAGACCUGCUCUGGGUACCCUGGUGUCCCGGGAACUCCUGGUCAUAACGGACAGCCAGGGAGAGACGGCAAAGACGGUGUGGCUGGGACGAAAGGAGAGAAGGGUGAUGCAGGUAGCAUUGGUGUACAGGGCCCUCCUGGGAAGCAGGGGCCAGUGGGGCCAAGUGGCCCUAAGGGACAGAAGGGGGAACCAGGACCUGCAGGCCCACCAGGUGAUACACGCCUGACUGGGGCAUUGCAGUCUGAGCUUCAAACAAUGAAAGAAAGUUUGUCCAAACUUGAAAGAGCAACAAGCUUUAAGUUGUUCAAAAAAGUUGGCAAGAAAUAUUUUGUGUCUGAUAAGACGUCCGGGACGUUUGACGAAGCCUUGAAGUUUUGCAGUGAUGCUGGGGUGACACUCGCUCUUCCAAGAAGCUCAGAAGAAAACAAAGCUCUUUCCCAGCUCAUCCCUGAUUCCCAAUAUGCAUGGCUCAGUGCCAAUGACAGAAAAACUGAAGGAAACUUUGUGGACUUGCAGAAUAAACCACUCCAGUUUACCAGCUGGAAAAGUGGAGAACCAAAUAACUUUAAGAAUAAUGAAGACUGUGCCCUCAUACCUCCCAAUGGCAACUGGAAUGACAUAUCAUGUAAUGAAAAGAUGACAAUUUUCUGUGAAAUUUAAAGGAAAGAAAUUUGAGUGAUUUCAUAAUUGUGCACAUACUAUGUACAUCCCUUCAGCAGGGCCAAAGAGGCUUUACAGUG
Molecule: messenger RNA, 839 nt
Organism: Megalops cyprinoides (Indo-Pacific tarpon)
Lineage: Eukaryota; Metazoa; Chordata; Actinopteri; Elopiformes; Megalopidae
Product: mannose-binding protein C-like
Exons: 4
Coding region: 1-759 (252 amino acids)
Cellular component (GO): multivesicular body; rough endoplasmic reticulum
Source: RefSeq, a predicted model, not a curated record